This is a messenger RNA of Brugia malayi, 3705 nucleotides long. Its product is annotated as CAP-Gly domain containing protein. The transcript is spliced from 33 exons. The record is from RefSeq and is a predicted model, not a curated record. NCBI's taxonomy places the organism in Eukaryota, Metazoa, Nematoda, Chromadorea, Rhabditida, Onchocercidae. The coding region runs from base 1 to 3705 and encodes 1234 amino acids.
AUGGCAGAAUCAAAAGCAUUUCGAGGAUUGAUUCGGUCUACGAGCAAAGAAUCAGUAAUAUCUGCGAUUAGUCAUGUUGGCGAUUGGGAAAUCGGUGAUCGCUGUCAGAUUGGCGAAAGAGUGGGGAAUAUUGUAUAUAUUGGACCAGCUAGGUUUGCACCAGGUGAAUGGAUAGGUAUUGUUCUCGAUCAACCACUUGGGAAAAAUGAUGGUUCUGUUGAUGGACAUCGAUAUUUUUCUUGUGAACCGAAGCAUGGAUUAUUUUGUAAAGCUAGUAAAUUGGAACAUGUACAGUCAACGAGUCUGUCAGCUGAUACGUCACAAAAUAAUCCAUUUUGCAAAGAAUACGGGUUUGAGAUUGGUGAUCGAGUUAUUGUAUCGGGUGGUAAAUAUGGAAGAUUGCGCUUUCUUGGAAACACGGAUUUCAAAGACGGCGUUUGGGCUGGCAUCGAGUUGGAGCAGCCAGUAGGAAAAAACGAUGGCAGCGUUCAGGGUAAACGAUAUUUUACAUGUAAAGCACCAUAUGGUUUAUUUGCUGCCGCUUCAAAAGUUAUUCGUGCGCCCGAACAAACUUCGGCUAAAUUCAAGAUUCGGCAUACGAAAACGUCAGCAUUACGGCAACGUUCAGGUAGCCACGAAUCAUUGUCGUCUAUUGGUGCAUCAUCGGUUGCAUCGUCACGAAUUUCUAAAUACAAUUUUGCAACACCACGAUCAGUCCACAGGCCAUUUAUUAUUUCAUCAGCUAGAGGUCAAGAAGAUUUAUUCAAAGCAAUUCAGGAGUCAUUAAAAGAGAAGGAAACUCAUUUGGAACAGGUAAUAAGAGAACGUGAUCUUGAACGAAAUGAGAUGGCAGCCUUGUCAAGCCGUUGCGAAUUGGCAGAAGCAAAAGCAACACAACUCGAAAGUGCAAAAACUUUAGUCGAUCAACAACUUGAAGCAUUAAAAGUUAUGUUAGAUAAAAGUGAAGCUAAAUUUAAAGUAGCAGAUGGUACUGUUAACGAUCUUACGAUUCAGCUGAAGGAAAAGGAGGAUGCUCUUGAAGAUUUAACGUUUCGCUAUGAUGAGGAGACUAUAAUGAAUGCUGAAAUGGCGGAAAAAAUUGCUGAGUUGGAAAAGAGAACUGUUGUUAAAGAAAGCAGAAGUGAGGAUACAACUAAAUUAUUGAUGGACGAGGCAGAAAAAACCAAGUUACAAUUGGAGGAAUUGAGAAAACAGUGCUCCCUUUUUGAACAAGAAAGGAUUUCGGUGUGUUCUCAAAUGAAAAACAUAUGGUCUGCUUUUAACGAAGAUUUUUGGGAGUUAGCGAAACUUUUAUCUCCUAAUAAUGCUGUGGGAUGUAUGAAUAAAAGUGAAAAAGAAACUAGUGAUGACAAUUGUGAUUUAUCGAAGCAGUUGGAAGCGAAUAUGAAAAAGUUGAGUAAUUUGAUAGGUCACAAUAAAACAGUCAAAAAAUCAGUACAAGAAAGGCUUGAAAGUGAUAAAGAGGAAAUAAAGAAUUUGACUGCUCAGCUUGAAAUAUUGAAAAAAUCAAUGGAUAACAAGGCAGCCAAUAUUUCACAAAAGGAUGAAGAACUAACAGUAUAUCGGGCAACUGUGGAUCAGCUAAGAAAUGAGCUGGAAAAAGUUGAAAAAAGCAAAGCAAAAUUGAAAGAAACAUAUGAUGCAUUAGAGAUGUCGAAUAAUGCUCUGUUGACAAAUUUCGAUCACUUAAAAAGAAAGGACGCUGAAAUGGUUGAAAAAACAGAGAAUGAAAAGAAAGAACACAACACGGAAGUCAGCAGAUUAAAUGGGGAGCUGCGACAAGUACAAAACGAUUCCAUCCAAUUACAUGAACAGUUGAGAAAGAUGGAAAUUGAGAAAGCGAAGUUAAUGGAAUUGCAAGAAUCUCUGGAAAAUAGCAAUAGAGAAUUUCUUACUAAUACGAAGUCGUUAGAAUCUCAAAAAAUUGAAUUGGAGGGAGAGUUGAGACAGAAGGAAUCAGAGAAAGAAAUACUCAGGUCUUCUUUGACAAAGAAAGAGUCAGAACUUUCUUCGGCAAAGUCCAAACUCGAUGAACUCAGUGGUCAAAUUGAUAAACUUCGUGUCAGCCUUUAUGAAGCAAGUUCCAGUGAUGAAAGUCUCAAAAAAGAACUGGAAUUACUUCGUGAAGAAAAUAAAAAAGAAGCUGAAGCGCACAUAAUCGAGGUGGCACAGCUACAAACAACCAAUGAAUCCCUCGAAAAGGAUUUGUUAACAACUAGAAAUAACGUUCAGAACCUGGAAAAUAUGCAUGAUGCUAUGAAAAAUACAUUGGGAAAAACUCAAUUUGAACUUGAGAAACUAAAGGAGGAUCUUUCAUUUUCACAACAAGAAUUGAUAGCUGAGCACGAAAAAGUUGCAAGAUUGCAACAAGAAAUAAUUUCUCACGUUAGUGAUAUGGAACAAUUGCAAAGGUUGCAAAGAGAAGAAGCUUCAAAUCAUGCUAAAAUCAAAUCUAGAUUAGAAUCAGAGAAUGAUAGUGCAUAUCAAAAAUUGCGUGAUUUGGAAGCUGAAAAAGAAAUCCUCUUGAAAGAAAAGGUCGAAAUGCAGAAAGAAUAUACAAAGGUAGAAGAACGUUACGAAGCAUUGACGCAAUCGUUAAAAGGUCGUGUUAGCCUGGAUAGUGAUUAUAAAGAAAAGGUGCGGAAACUCGGAGCUGAACUGAAAAGUAUAACAGAAUGUUUGAGCACAGUUGAUUGCAAAGGCGGAUCUUUGGAAGAAAAAAUCGGUAAUUUGUUGGAAGAAAGAAUCCAGCUGGUGGAUGCAGAAAAGAAGUUGAAGGUGGAAAUUGAAAGGUUGAUGGCUGAAAAAGAAAAUCAAGCAUUUGAUUUGACAGUGACUACCGAGAAAUUAUCUGAGCUUAAACAGGAAUACAAUACACUUGCUGCUUCACUGAAUAAAUUAGAAAAGGAACGAAACGAUAAAGAUGCCGAAUUGAAUGUUUUGAGGACGGAAAUGAUGAAGAUUAAUGAUGAAAACAAAAACAAGGAUGAGAUCAUAAAUUUACUGAAAGCAAAGCAUGGUACCAGUACUGUGGAUUUGACACAAAACGAACAAUAUGAAAAGGAGAUUGACGCUUUGAAAGAAGGAAAGAACCAAGCUAUCAGUCAGAUUAAUUCACUGAAGUUAGAGGUACUUGAGCUGUUGAAGAGACAGGCAGAAAAUGAAGGAAUCGUUUCAGAAGCAAAACAGCGGAGUGCUUUAUUUGUCGAUCUUGAAGAAGAAUGGAAAAAGAAGGAAGAUGCAUAUAAACAGGAAAUACAAAAAUUGAAGGUAGCAGUGGGUAAAACAGAAACUGACAAAAUUGAAGAAAUGAAACGUGAUAUAUCGUUUCUCAAUUCUAUUAUAGCAGAGCAAUACAAGAAAGAGAAAGAUUUGAACGAACAAAUCGCAAUUCUCAAUUCGCUGCCCGCAAAUGAAAUAAUGACGGAACUUCAACGUAAAACUACAGACGACAUCCCACUACGCUUAUAUUGUGAUAUAUGUGAAGUAUUCGAUUUGCACGAUACCACUGAUUGUCCAACACAAGCAAUGGAUAUGGAAGAAGAGACAGUUCGGAAGAAAAACAAGAGGGGCAAGCCACCAGCCCGACCUUAUUGUGAACACUGUGAAGAAUUUGGACAUGGUGUAAGUAAUUGCUCAAAAGUGCAAACUGAAAAGCCAAAAUCAAAAGAUUAUACAUUUUAA